Messenger RNA from Tachysurus fulvidraco (yellow catfish), 1251 nucleotides. RefSeq lists its product as uncharacterized. Lineage: Eukaryota; Metazoa; Chordata; Actinopteri; Siluriformes; Bagridae. The transcript is spliced from 4 exons. The record is from RefSeq and is a predicted model, not a curated record. Bases 137 to 751 code for a protein of 204 amino acids.
GUGUGUGUGUUUAAAGAGCAGUGGGAGGUUUAUGGUUUGUGCUAGAUGACAUCAGCACUGUGCACUGCCCCCUACACUGUUUUCUUACUAAACAGCCCCUCAACACACUCACUCACUCACUCAAUCUGUGGUGGUGAUGGUGCAGUCCCGGACGUCGGGCAGAGGUGCAGGAGGUGGUGUGUGUGGCUGGCUGGUGGCGUUGCUGGCUCUGUGGUCCAUGGUGUCACUGGUGGUGAUUGUGGUGUGGGCCACGUGGACACCCCGGGCAGGGACAAGGCGGUGUGAGGGGCAGCGGCGCAACCUGCUGGAAAACAUGGAGGGCGCGAGAGUGGUGUGGGAGAGAGAGAGACAGACAGCCGAGAGAGAGAGACAGAUCAGCACCGACAUACAGACAGGACUGCAACGAGAGAUACACAACAUCACACACACCAUCACACACAUUAACCAGAUGCUCACACACCACCUGCACACACAGGCUGUGAUGAGGGAGAAUCUCACAGCUCUACAGAACAAGGUGCAGCAGUACAAACGUGCAGUGGACAAACUCACCACUGAACACACACACUGCACAGUGAUAAUGGAGGAGUUUCAGGUGAACUUAACUCAUGAACAGCAUCAGCUGGACUCGUGUUCGUCUCUCUGUGACGCUGCAAGGAGUCGAUACGCCGCCGCUCAGAGUCAGAGAAAAGCCUGUGAAAUACACACCAAAUACCUGCACACACAACUUCAGAAGUGUGAGCUCAGACCCUGAGGCUCAGCUGAUUUCCGUAUAGCAGAAGAAACCCAAUGAGACCCUCUGCGUCGCACACUUCCCCUCUGCACUACUCGGUGACACCCUCUGCGUCGCUCACUUCCCCUGUGCACUACUCGGUGACACCCUCUGCGUCGCUCACUUCCCCUGUGCACUACCUGGUGUUUUCUCUUCACUACAUUACUGUUGGACUGUUGAAACCUUAUUGUUUACACUGUACAGUGAUUGUGAACUUUUUGAUAUUUAAGACGUAAUAUUUUUAGUCUUGUUGUGAGAAAUGUAUUCAACACAAAUAUUCUGCACAGCUGUAAAGAUUUAUCCUUGAGGUGUAUAAACUUAAUAUCAUCCAAAAUGAUGUGAACAUCAUCGACUCUUCACAAACACAUCUGUAUUAUUAGAGAAGUCACUAGAGCUCACGUAUGUUUUAUGUCUGUUAGCUUCACAUUUAUUCCUGGCUCACUGAGAUUUUUUUUUUUAUAAAUAAAACACUUUUUGCACAA